Messenger RNA from Arctia plantaginis, 1563 nucleotides. The record is from the annotation of a GenBank genome assembly. NCBI's taxonomy places the organism in Eukaryota, Metazoa, Arthropoda, Insecta, Lepidoptera, Erebidae.
AUGGCGAAUCCAAGAAAAUUUAGUGAAAAAAUAGCCCUUCAUCACCAAAAGCAGGCAGAGGAAACAGCUGCUUUUGAAAAAAUUAUGCGCGAAGUUUCCGACGCAACCCAAAAGCCCGAAGAUAUGCCGUUAUCAAAUCAAUAUGUAAUGGCUGGUGGACGAAGUGGUGGAGCAUCGCCAUCGCGGUCGUCAGGGCAGCGCGGACGGGCAUCAUCUUCGGUGGGUCCGAUGCGCCGCCCUGCCGACCGCAAACACGAUACGAGUCCUUAUGGCAGCACUGUAUAUUUGAGUCCACCACCUGACAGCAACUGGCGGCGUACAAAUUCAGAUUCUGCCUUACAUCAGUCAUGCGGCGUAGAACAGCCCGCCGUGGCACAGCCAUUAUCACCACAUCGGCAAAUGCACUCUCACGCUCAUCCACACCUACAUCCACAUCAGAACCAUCACCGGAGAGGUGACAUACAUUUAGAGAUGUUAGCACCGAUGAACCCCACAAAUCGACCGAGAUCGUCGUGUGAAAUACCCAGAUUAUCUAAUAAUAACAAUGUAUACAAGAGCGGAGGAGACGGCGGGGGCGGUGACGGCGGUGGAGGUGGAGACGGGGGUGGUGGCGGCGGCGGAGGAACAGGGGGGACGGGAGGUCUGGGGUGCGGCGACCUGCAGGUGCCGGGAGGUUCGCUUCCCGACCUCACCUCUGUCCACUUCCCUUCACCGCAUUACCUACCGCACCGGACCUCGCCUGAAUAUCAGCUUCGAUAUUCGCCGACGUCGCCGGGCGCGGUGUCGCCGGGCGGCGGCAGCGUGUCGCCGGCGACGGGCGGCCUCUCGCCCGCGUCCGGCUCGCCCGUGGGCGCCACCGUGCCGCUGCACCACACCAUGCACCACGACCACCAAGCGCCUCUCUACGAUGCACAGAAUCACUUAUCUGUACCAAACACAAAUAAUUAUCUUCAUCAUAAUAAGAAUAUGUCACCUCUAGACCAUGGAUGGGCAUCAAGUUACCAGGCGCAUUGUAGUCCGCCUUCACAAUAUUCUUCUACAUCAAACAUUAAUAUGCCUUCACCAACGAUGAUCCACAGUCCAGGUAGUCCCGUGGAAUCACCACAAUCAGACUACAACAAUUUUCACCAAGCGCUAUUACAACCUUUCGAGCAGAUCACAAUGCUGGAUCAACCAGUGCAGAAUUACAAUACGUCGUAUAUGAACCACGGGUCACCGCACUCACCACAGACUAAUAAUUCAUCACUCUCAUAUCCCCAGUCAACGCAAGCGAGCGGCGUAAGCGGUUGUCGUGGUCGCGACCCUGUCCCUGGCGGAGGGGGGUUUGCUGCGUUGCAACCGCUCGCCUCACCGUCCACGCCCGCCACGCCCGCUAGUAUACCAGAUAUCGUUCUCACUGAUUACUCGGGCGAGCUGGACGCGGGCAUCUUCGGCGGCGAGGAGGCACAGCUACGCGCGGGCCUGGACCUGGACGACCUCACGCUGCUGGAGGACCCCACGGCGCUCGUGCCCGACUCCGCCGUCGAGCACGAGUUCCGCCUCGACCGCCUCGACCGCUUGUAG